Molecule: messenger RNA, 2675 nt
Organism: Schistocerca americana (American grasshopper)
Lineage: Eukaryota; Metazoa; Arthropoda; Insecta; Orthoptera; Acrididae
Gene: Catsup
Product: protein catecholamines up
Exons: 4
Coding region: 344-1606 (420 amino acids)
Biological process (GO): intracellular zinc ion homeostasis; zinc ion transmembrane transport
Cellular component (GO): membrane
Molecular function (GO): zinc ion transmembrane transporter activity
Source: RefSeq, a predicted model, not a curated record
GAACAAUCGAUUGAUAUAGAUAUAGCUAUUCGCGAAACACACUGACGUCGGCAUCCUUGUGAUGCAAAUCGCACACUUUAAAUGUGAUGAUACAAGUCUUUUAAUUACUGUCAUCCCCUAAUUAACCUAGAGAACUGUCGAUCACUUUCUACAGUAAUAUCUCCAUCCCUUCAGGCUAUAAGUCCUUGGUAACAACGAGGCAGAUCUCCGCGUCGAUAACAUGUGGAGCUAGGAUGACAUGUGACUGUAGUUCCGUUUAAGAUUUUUCAGUGCUCUUUGCUUUGUUUAUGUUAUAUUCGUGCAGCCGAAGUAGUGACACCUGUUGACGUAGUUUUGAUUCAAAAUGAACAAUUAUAGACGUGUGUUAUUUAAAUUAGUUAUCACUGUCAUAUUUGCUUUGGUUUUCUUCGGUUUACCUUUGGGUUGUUCGGCACAUGAGGGCGAUAGCCACGGCCAUAGCCAUGACUUAUCGCAAGAAUACUUCGAAGAAAGGCCAUCUUACAAAUAUUCGAGAGAGGCCAACUUGCAAGCGGAAGAAUUUGAUCCCGAGGAACGUUUCCAUAGAACAAAGUUAUUGCAGGACAUGUAUACACUAUGGGUGCAAGCUCUAUGCUCAACGUUACUGAUAAGUGCUGCACCGUUUCUGAUACUAUUAUUUGUCCCGUUAGACAACAGUAAGGAAAGGGAGCCAAUGCUUAAGAUACUGCUGAGCUUCGCGUCCGGUAGUUUGUUAGGUGAUGCAUUCCUGCAUCUCAUCCCCCAUGCCCUUUCGCCUCACACACACGGCGAAAGCGAUGGUGACGAUCACGAGUCACACAGUCAUUCUCAUGAUCAUUCCCAUAGCCAUAGUCAUACAGAGGGGGGAGGAGAACCACACGUACAUGAUACCAGUGUCGGUUUGUGGGUUUUGCUAGGCAUAAUAACUUUCCUAAUUGUCGAAAAAUUCGUACGUUUAGUUAAAGGCGGGCAUGGGCACACACACCACGUAGCACACAAAGAAAAACCGAAAAUCCAGAAAAAGACAGAGUCAGAUAAUCAGAAAGUAGCCAAGAAUGAAGGUGCUGGAGACAGAAGUAAAGAGAAUGAUAAGAAAAUAAAAAAAGACAAACAUGAUAUCAACGAGAAACGAGUAAUAGAUCAACAUUCAUCAGACGGUGAAAUUAAGGUGGCUGGAUAUCUGAAUCUUGCUGCAGAUUUUACACACAAUUUUACUGAUGGUUUGGCUAUUGGAGCUUCAUAUAUAGCUGGAGAACAAAUUGGUGUUGUCACGACUUUUACCAUUCUGUUGCAUGAAGUUCCACAUGAAAUUGGUGACUUUGCAAUAUUAAUACAAUCUGGAUGUGAUCGGAAGAAGGCUAUGUUAUUGCAGUUGCUGACAGCUCUUGGUGCUCUGAGUGGAACUGUUGUCUCUCUCUUAGCUGAAGGUGUGGAUAAUGCUGCUUCAUCUUGGAUUCUGCCAUUCACUGCUGGGGGCUUCAUUUACAUUGCAACAGUGUCUGUGAUACCUGAACUGUUAGCUGAUACAAAGUUCUGGCAGUCUGUAAAGGAAAUUAUUGCACUUUUGUUUGGUGUUUACAUGAUGGUUAUUAUUGCACAUUAUGAAUGAAUGUUGCAUAGAAGUCUAUUACAUUCUUUAACAGGUGAUCAUGUUUGGAAUGUGAAAUGUUAACUGUAUAGAAAUCCCCCAUUGCUAAAAGAAAAAGCGAUCUCUCUGCAAGAUAAACACAGUUAUUUGGAAGGGGUGUAUCCAUUAAUUUUACAAGUAAAGCCCAGUUAAUGGACGCAACAUACUCAAUGAGGCAGUUGUCUCAUUAACGUAUCAUACCUCUCAGUUCCUUAACUAUGUGAUAGUGGCAGAACACAUUGUUCAUUUCUUUCCAGUCAUCACACUGCUUGAUGUGCGAAAGAGAAAUUAUUUCUGUUAUCACCUUUGCUGGUUUUUUAUUCUUCUUUUCCCACAAAUCGUGGGCAUAAAAAUUCACAAAUCUGAUUUCAGUUUGAAGCAUGUUCUAUAAAUAUUAUUUCAUCUACAUUCUUAAAAGACAACUUCUUGCUCUUACUGUUUUUGGCAGUGAAGCUUUCAAUUUAACAUUUUUCAUGUAUGUAGUGAUGUUUCAGAUUGGGUGUCACGUGCUUAACCUCUGCAGAUGCAGUAUGUACUUAACUCUCAGUUAAAUCCAAUGGUUUUAUUUAAUUAUUCCUACACCUUGCAUCAUUAAUCUUUCUAUUAGAUAAAGUGUAACUUAAUGUUAUACACUUUUCUUGAUACAGUGAUGGUUAAAAGUUACUGAAAUUCAAGAUGUAUUAUUGAUGUAUUAGGUGUAUUGAUGUAUAGAUUGUUGCAGAUAAUUGAUUUUGCUAAAAUGCUAUUAGUUUAAAAGAUCCCAGUACUGGCACUCUGUUGUUGGGCUUACAGUAUUCCUCUGAAUAUGUAUUUUCUUUUCAUGUACAAGAGCUUAUUGCUUAAUUAGGUGCCAGUGCUUGGAAAGCUAUCAGUGUCAAUUAACUAAUGAAACAAGCUUAUGAAUGUGGAAAUAUUUAGGUCAGAGAUGGAGAGAAACUAUAUUCGUAAUAUACUUCUGCCGAACUGGUAAUGGACAAUGGAUUCAUAAACAGCUUGCCCACUUGAGAUGAUUGCCGCAGUAACAAUGAACAGUGUUUCGCAUAAGAGACAA